GCGUGUCAUGAGCCUCCGGGCCGGAGGCGGCAGCAGCGGGCGGCAGGGCGGACACAAUGUAGCGACGGCGGCCGGGCGGACACAGUGUAGCCGGCGCGGCGGGGGCGAUGCAGGAGGGCGGCGGCCAGGAGGGGUGCUAUGGAACAUGAUGAGAAGCUGGCCCGGUUCCGGCAGGUCCACCUCAACCCCUUCAACAAGCAGCCUGGGCCGAGGCAACAUGAGCAGGAGCCCGGCGAGGGGGCCCCGGAAGUCGCUGUUGAAGAGGCCCUGCCCGAGCUGCAGCCCGCAGAGCCCGAGUUCCGCUGCCCCGAGCGCGUGAUGGAUCUCGGCCUGUCUGAGGACCACUUCUCCCGCCCCGUGGGACUGUUCCUGGCCUCCGACAUCCAGCAGCUGCAGCAGGCCAUCGAGGAGUGCAAGCGGCUGAUUCUGGAGCUGCCCGAGCAGUCGGAGAAGCAGAAGGACGCGGUGGUGCGGCUCAUCCACCUCCGGCUGAAGCUGCAGGAGCUGAAGGACCCCAAUGAAGACGAGCCCAACCUCCGAGUGCUCCUCGACCACCGCUUCUACAAGGAGAAGAGCAAGAGUGUCAAGCAGACCUGUGACAAGUGCAACACUAUCAUCUGGGGGCUCAUUCAGACCUGGUACACCUGCACAGGCUGCUGUUACCGCUGCCACAGCAAGUGUUUGGGCCUCAUCUCCAAGCCCUGCGUGAGCUCCAGAGUCAGCCACCAAGCCGAGUAUGAGCUGAACAUCUGUCCCGAGACAGGGCUGGACAGCCAGGAUUACCGCUGUGCCGAGUGCCGGGCGCCCAUCUCUCUGCGGGGUGUGCCCAGCGAGGCCAGGCAGUGCGACUACACUGGCCAGUACUACUGCAGCCACUGCCACUGGAACGACCUGGCCGUCAUCCCUGCGAGGGUCGUGCACAACUGGGACUUUGAGCCUCGCAAGGUGUCUCGCUGCAGCAUGCGCUACCUGGCGCUGAUGGUGUCUCGGCCAGUGCUCCGGCUCCGCGAGAUCAACCCUCUGCUGUUCAACUAUGUGGAGGAGCUGGUGGAGAUCCGGAAACUGCGCCAGGACAUCCUGCUCAUGAAGCCGUACUUCAUCACUUGCAAGGAGGCCAUGGAGGCCCGUCUGCUGCUGCAGCUCCAGGACCGGCAGCACUUCGUGGAGAACGACGAGAUGUACUCGGUCCAGGACCUGCUGGACGUGCGCUUAGGCCGGCUGGGCUGCUCGCUUACCGAGAUCCACACGCUCUUCGCCAAGCACAUCAAGCUGGACUGUGAGCGGUGCCAGGCCAAGGGCUUCGUGUGCGAGCUCUGCAGAGAGGGCGACGUGCUGUUCCCCUUCGACAGCCACACGUCUGUGUGCACCGACUGCUCCGCUGUCUUCCACAGGGACUGUUACUAUGACAACUCAACCACCUGCCCCAAGUGUGCCCGGCUCAGCCUGCGGAAGCAGUCGCUCUUCCAGGAGUCUGGUCCGGACGUGGACGCCUGAGGCCGAGGAGGACGCCGGGUGCCCCGCCAGGACUGCCUGUCCCUGACCCCGCUGGCGUUGCCAAAGUCGAGUUGGUGGUUCUGCUCUGGAGACCCCCGGGGUGAAGCCCACGGACCUCUCUAUCCCUGCAGGGGUAGGAGGUGGUGAGCAGGACUGUCGUCCCCCAGGUGCUCUGUGGUACCUGGGGUGGCAUCACCUGGCUGUUACCUGGUUGUGCUGCUGUGUGGGGUCCCCUUCCCCACUGCAGGACUCUGUGGGGUGAGGGAGGACUUCUAACUCCCCCCGCUGCACUUCCCUCUCUGUGCCCCUGGGCCAAGCCUCUGGGCCCUGGAGAUGCUGCGGGUCCUGCCCCAGCCACCCUGGAAACUCGUCCGGCCAAGACCCCCAGAGGGCUUCAGAGCAUGGUCGCUAAGACCUGAGGAUGCCCCGGGCCGAGUUUCGCCUGCAGUGAUGGUUUGGGUUCUACCCAGAGGCUCCCACUACCUCCGGCCACUUGUCUGUGGGGCUUCUGGUUGUCCCUGGCUGGGGCCAUGCACGGUGGUCUCCCAUAGACCUACCUCUGUCUUGGUCUCCUGAGGUUCUUCUAAGUGCUCCUGGGAGGUCAGGGAGGGAAGAGGCUGUGGCACUUUUCCCUCCUGGGCACACCUGUUGCUGCUCCUGCCAUGGCCCAGCCCACCUUACCCCGGUUCUCCAAGCUGGGAGGCUGGGGGUCCAGUCUGAGGAAGAUACCCCGGCCUCCAGGUGUGGUGCAGGACCUGUGCCCCAGUGGAGGUUCCAGGUUAGGCAACAGGGUCACUUACAGUAGGCCUGGGUGGCAUUUCUCAGGACUACAUUUGUCCCUGAGGAGUUCCGUCCUGCUACCUGUGGAGGGCUCUGGCUGGCUUGGCCUCAGGUCGAGAGCUGGGGGAUUUGCUCUCCUCCUCACCUGCCCCUCUGGAUGACAAAGUCUUUAAACAGAAUCACAUGUGGAUCUCACCACGAACCUGGGCGUGAGGCCUAGAGCCCAUGCAGAAGGAUGAGGGCAGGGGGUGUGGGAGGUCCCUCAUUCCAUGUGACAAAGGGCCCCUGGACAGCAGACGAGACCUACAGCUCUUCAGUGGGGACAGAGGCACACCUGGCCUCUGUGUUUGCACUUUAUAGGUCCUGCGUUGAGGGGCUGCAGGAGGGGACAUUUCGGGACGUGGCUUCCCAGUCUUUUGCCCCUGGGAAGCAGAGGCAGCUUGCAUCUGCCUUCCUCCUCCCCUCCCGGGACUGUGCUUGGCUGUUGGUGUGCAUGGUUGGCACAUGUGGGCAGAGGGCAGGGAACGUAGCUGCCGGGACAGCCAUCACCUAUUGCCGAGACGCCCAAGAGAGAUGCCUCAGUCAGCAGAAAGGCCAGCCUGGCUCACUGGCCCGCUGAAGGG
This is a messenger RNA of Microcebus murinus (gray mouse lemur), 2897 nucleotides long. RefSeq names its product differentially expressed in FDCP 8 homolog (gene DEF8). NCBI's taxonomy places the organism in Eukaryota, Metazoa, Chordata, Mammalia, Primates, Cheirogaleidae. The record is from RefSeq and is a predicted model, not a curated record.